AUUAUGUUUACAAAACACUGAGAACUGUGUUUCGAAAAGUUAGAAAAGAUUAUAGAUCGCUCCAGCCUCGAUAAAACUAGUUGUUAAAAUUUUAAGGAAAUCAUGUCAUCUUAUCAAAUAGGGGAGCCAAUAAACAAUAGAGGAAAAACAAAUCUUAUUGGUGCUGUUGAUCAAGGAACAAGCAGUACUCGUUUUCUGGUGAUUAUCUUACUAAGAUUAGAUCUAAAAUUAAAAUCUAACUAAACUAAGAGUCUAAGAGUACUAGACUACUAGUACUGGUACUAAGACCUAAGUACUAGUUACGACUAGUAGGUAGGGCCUACUAAUAAAAAAUAAAAAGAAAUAAGGAUUGGAUGAGAUCACUAGAAGUAGGGUAUCGGGGGCAUUAAGCCAUUUAAGCACCAUGUUUUCAAUAACUUUUUGUUCUUCCCUUUAAUUAAUAUAAAUAAAUAUUAAAUUCAACCUGCAAAUGUUUUUAAGUAACAGACCGCACAUCUUUCGGUAAUUUACCACUUGAGCGUCGGCCAAGAAAAAAUCCAGCUGUUCUGGUUGGAAGGGCUAUUUAAACAAUUAUUCUUAUACUAUUUUUAAUGGCAUUGGUUGUACGUAUUCAUUCCCAUAACAAUAGUACUAAUACAAACACACAAGAACAUUUUUUUUUUUAUAGAAAAACUAUUUAAAAAAUUUGAAAUAGAAGAAUUUAAAAAAUUUAAUGUUUGAAAAUGGAAUUAUGCAUAUUUCUCCCCCAAGGCGACAAUGAAGUUUAAAAAAAUAUAAGUUCCACAAAAUCUGUUGUGGUACCAGUACAUGAAUUCACGUAAAUAUGAAGGGGAAAGAUCACGGCUUGUGCCAAACUGUCUUUUCAGUUUACGCUUUUUGAGCAUCCACGUUUUCCACACUCUUUAUGUGGAUAUCCGCGUCAUCUGGAUAAAAAAAAAAUUAUUUUGUUAAUGCACCAUCUUAGGUGCUGAAUAAGGGGUCUGACAAAUUCAGCAGUAGUGUGGACAGUCACCAUUCUUCUUCAUCUCGUAUCUGAUCUGUAUCAAACAUAUUGGACAUCGGCUUUAUUGUAGUCUCUUUGUCUUCCUGGCAUAUCAAUAGCUUGGCAGUAAUCAUUAUUUAAAUGUAUUAGUAUUGUGCUAUAUAACUUUAUAGCCUAUAGGGAAGGAAAAAUAUUAACGGACUCCAAUGUAAGAAUAAUUGUUUAAAUAGCCCUUCCCACCGGAAAAACUGGAUUUUUUCUUGGCCGACGCUCAAGUGGUAGAUUACCCAUCUUUCUUUACAAAAGCUUUAACUUUAAUGAGCAAAAUUUAAAUCCAUUAUAUAUUUAUAUAGUCAAUAUAGAGCAAAAAAGGGGCAAUCCUCCGAAGUCCGGUCCCAAAUUAUUUUGAAUGAAAAAAAAUUACAAUGCACAGUGUUUAUUGUUAGAAAACAGCAGAAAUGUCAAUCAUAGCUUUUGCAAAUAACUGUCACUUUACAAACCAGUAAGUAAAUACUAAAUAUUGUAAUUGGCGCAUAUCAUUUGCAAAUAGCAGCAUAAAACUUUCUGAAUGUGACUGUGGCGCGACUGAAAGGCCCCCAAGUAGCUGGCAAACAGACAGUGACAGAUACCACUCUGAUAGCGGAAUUUACAUUUCGCAUGCAUCCUAAGUCCUUCAAUAGUUUCUGUGUGAAGGUCCUGGUCUACUGGAUCAACAAAUUCAUGCGCGUGCAGAGUGACAGUGUGAUCAUAAAUCCCAUUGUUGAGCUAAUCGACAUAUUGAUAUUCGCCAAGCGUCCGUGAUAAUAGUUGUUCCUGGUAAAAUAUAAUUAGUGAUAAUGCACUCGAUUUUAACAUAAUUUGCCAUAAUUUAACAAAUUUAUUGAAAUAUAUACGCAAAAAUGAAUUUCAAAAAAAAAUGAUGCCUAAGACUCUUAAGCAAGGAGUAAUCAUUGGAAAUAAUUUGGGACCGGACUACGGAGGAUUGCCAAAAAAGGUUUAAAAGUUAAAACUAAUUUUGACUUAUAUUUAACUAAAUGGGGGCGAUAAGCUCCAGCAUGUUUAAUGCAAAUAUUUUCACAUAGGUUGUAGGCAAUUCUUACAGAACCACUCCAUUGCUUCAAAAUCACCUUCUUCUGGGAUUUUUGUGCAUUUAACAUGGUAUCAAAUGUCACACAAGUCACAACACACCCAUUCUCCUCGUCCUCCAUGAACACCACACUUAAGGCACACAGUGUCAUUAUCGUCCUCAUCACUGUCACUAUGCUCCCCAUCUGGAAGAUUUCUUCUUUUUCUCAUGGUCUUUUUUCUUGGAGCUUUAUCUUUUUUUGCUGCUUCUUCUCUCAGUUGCUUCACAAAUCAAACAUGCUUCAAUAGCAUCCUUGUUUAGAGUGUGUUCUGGUUUUUUUUUACGACCACUUUCGGAUGGCGUCUCAUGAAGCCACUCCAGCAGUCCCUACUAGGUUGACCAUCCACAAAAGGCAUUUGAAGAUCAUUUUCCUUCACAAAUUCUUGAAUGAUGUCUUUCACCUCCUCUUUACUGAAACCCCAGCCCCACUGAGGCUACACAAUAAGGCAGUGUGCCAGUUCUUCUUGAUCAGGUGUCAAAGCAGUUUGCCUCCCUUAAUGAGAAUUUACUGUUUUAAAUCAACUCCAAUGCUUGGAUUCCCAGUUGGCAGACAUCUGCUUACUCAUGACAGAAUUGUAGGCAUCUGCCAUUGUCUGGUUAGUUGCACAGGACUUCCUGCCUUCUCCCUCUUUCUUUUUUUAGGUCCGAACCAUUCUGCAAAAUAAAGGGGGCAAUAAGUUCCACUAUCAAAACUGCAUUUAAAUUUUUUUAAACUUAUUUCUACAAAUUAAUAACUUUUGUUUUCAUUUUAAACUCUCUCUGUGUAAUUUUUAUUGAAUUAAAAACAUUGAUUUUAUUAAUCUGAUCAAUAUUAUUUGGCUGUUUUAAUCAUCUUUUUUAACAGUUGAGGGUAUUGAGCCCCUGCUAAUUAAAAUAUUUCUUUUUAUAAACUAAUUUAAUUAAAUAAAUAAAUAAUCUACAGAACCAUAUUUCUCUUACUAAUGCUUUCUAUUCAAAAUAUUGAAAGAAACUUUAGGAUUAAAGGGAAAUUUAGAGAUUUUUAAAAACAAUCUCUAAAUCAUUCAUCCAACAGCCAUUUCACUUUGCCAAAAUGGCCAGCUUCAUUUGCUCUACAAAUAUCAGUAUUUUAACUCAUUCAUUACUCACACAUAUAGACAAAAACUUUAAAAAGUACUUACUUAGUUUAUCUGUACAUGUAUUUGUAUGGAAACUAAAAACUCUCAAUGUAGAAAUAGAAUUUCAAGUAAAAGCAAAGCAAGCACUGGCUUAGCUGAAGUUUUACAAACAGUUUGAAGAAAGCUGAAAACUAGAGGGGAAAAGCAUUCAUCUAAAAAGGCAAAUUAAAAAAAUCAUCCCAUAGGUUAGAAAGCCAAGAAUGGUUGUGAAAAGUUCUCCGAUUGGUUAGUAAGUCUCUAAUAAAGUAGAGCUUAAUCCCCUUCUCUCUUCUUACAAUAGUAUCAAGCAUUUUAUUGUAUGAACUGAGCAAUUGGGGCUUAAUUCCCCAUGGAGCCUAUUACCCCCUUUUACCCUAUAUAUUAGUUUUUUUACAAACGUACUCAGUUUACUGUUAUUAUGUCUAUGAACACCAUAUUUAUCCCAUUAGUUCCUGCCCUAGAUGUAGACUACUGGAGUCAAAUUAGUAGUCUAGAAAAUAAUUCAUUUGAGAUCCAGAUUGAGAUCUAAUUUAAGAGAUUACAAUUUAAUUAGAUAGUAUAGUAUAAUUAGUAUUCAUUAGUAUUACUAGUUUUUAACUUUAGUAGUGGUGUACUUGUCACUUCUCCGUUUACUAGCCUGGAUUUUCUCAGCCUAGACCUAAUUAAAAUAACUAACAAAAUACAAUAGUCAUGUGAUGUGACCUAGCAUCCACACUCAUAAAGUCAAGAUUUCUUUUAGCAUUAUUAUUCUUAUACUUAUAGUCAUAGAUGUGGUGGUGUCCUUAACCUAAAUCACUAAUAGUUUAGUCAAUAUAGUCUGCACCAUUCCUCAGUUUGAUUCUACACAUUUUAAAGAGAGUGGAUUUCUCACUGUUCUUCACUUAGAACCAAAAAAAAAAAAUUAAUGUUAAAUACAACAUUACUUACUUAUGCCUUUUACCCCACCUGGGCAUAGGCUGUCUACAAGAAUUUUCCUUUCAGUUCAGUCCUGUGCUUUACUUUCAAGUUGCUUCCAGGUGUGUCCCCUACUUUGUGUGCUGCCUGUAGCUUGGGUCCUCGGAUUUGAAUCUUCCAGUAUAACCUGGCUUUGGCCACAAUAGUUCAUAACUCUUCUUGGGGCAGAAAAGCCCUCAUUUAUCUGGACUGACAUUUUUUUUUUUUUUUUUAAAAUCUUUUUGAUGUUUUUUUGUAGCCUAGCAGUUUGUUUUUUGCAGGUGAGGUAUUUGGUCUCACACCAACCCUCCUCCAACCUGGGCUUGGGAGUUAAAAUCAACAUUAACAAAAACUCAACUGAGAAUUUUAGAGUUUUUUUUAAAGAGUUACAAUAUUUUGAUCAUCAUAAAUAUUGUUUGUUAAAAUAGUAUUUAUUUGUGCAUAUAAUUUAAUACUGACUAUACUAAAAAAAAAUCCAAAUCGAUGUGCUUUCAUUUAUUUUUAGUCUUUAAUAUUAAUAUUAAUUUUCUUGUAACUUACCAAUUAAAUUUAUGCCGCUAGAAAUAAAUCAAGGACCUGGCCUAACAAAUUUCCAACAUGUCAUGUUGGCCAAUUAUUAUUUAAUAUGUAAUAUCAUGAUAUUUUUGGUAGUUGCAAGAUUUAUUUAUGCUAGAGUUAUGAGAUGGAUAUAUUUCUACCCUCUCCCAGAUUUUUAAUGCAGACACAGCUGAAGUUGUCACCUACCACCAGACAGAAAUCAAACAAAGCUAUCCUAAAGGAGGGUAAGUUAUGCAGCCUUACAUUUUAAUUUAAUUGCAAUGGCUUCAAUGUUAUUAAUGGAAACUUAAAAAUAAAUAUUACUUAAAAAAUAAAUAUCACUAUCAUUAUUUCAUAUUUAUUUAAAAUAGAUUACAAACAAACUAUGUGUGAGACUCAGAAUUAGAAGAGUAAUUUCAUAAAAAAAUUUUAAGAGAACUUUUCCCUUUGAUCAUCUAUCUCCAGAUGGGUGGAGGAGGAUCCAAUGGAAAUAUUGUUGUCAACCAAAACAUGCAUUGACAAAGCCACAGACAAUCUUAUAGGUCUAGGGUUUGAAACAACUGACGUGAAGGGUAAGUCCUUGAGCAAUUCACAUUGGCUUCAAAUGUGUUAGGUGUUAAGUGUUCACUGCUUGUGUUACACUAUAGCUGCGAUCAGAGUAAAAUAUAUUGAGGCGUGAAAGAAACUAUGAUCUUCUUGGGUGAUGGGUUAUUUUCGGAAAUUUGCAACCAGUUCAAAGUAAAAAUUGUGAUUGUGUUUUCAGACAGGGUUAGUUUCUUGUUUUGAAAUAUCAGCAUCUGGACAUUCCUCUGAAACUUAUACUUGUAAACGCAGCUAAAUUUAUUCUUGUGUACUGUAAUGUUGAUGAACUAAUGAAUAACAUAUCAUAUAUACUUAUGAAUGUAAGAUGGUAAGGGUUACUACAUGCAGAUGGUAAGCAGUUACCAGUAAAAAAAAUAGAGGCAGCCACCCAGAUUUAACUCAUGGGCAUGAGACCCGUGCUUGUAAGGAUAUAUUGAUUCAACGUGUCCUAUCGUUUCCUUAAAUACUUGUGUAUGUAAGACUCCCAGUAUUUAUUUGGUUAAUUUAUUUUGUUAAGUUACAAAAUUAAAAUUAAAAUAAAUUUAAUUACACUCUUGAAAUGUCUGACUUUGUCUUUCACAGAGUGUUGAUGUAAAAGCACAAAUUACAAUUUUCUCUUUUACUUUUCAGCCAUUGGUAUCACAAACCAAAGGGAAACGACUAUCGUAUGGGACCCAACCACAGGGAAACCACUUUACAAUGCAAUUGGUAUUUCUAAUAUUGUGUUUUGCCUUGAAACUUAACAUUGUUUUCUACCCCCACUCACUACUUUUUUUGCAGUAUAUUUGCAAUUAAUUGCCCAUUUCUAACAUGACUCCAGUUUUAGUCUUAAUGUUAAUGAGUUUUUAAAGCAGAAAGGUAUAUGAAUAUUUAAAAGCCACAGCAUUUUCAAACCAAGUGACACUCCGUUAACAUCAGUUGUUAAAGUUAACGUCAAAUUCAUAUCAUCCUGUCAUAUAAAAAAAUGAAUUUAUAUACAUCCUUCCUUCUUCACGGGGCGAUGGAGUAGCUAUAAACACUUCAUCAAAUGGCUGUAAUGUCAGACUCAGUGGCACUUUUUUGCAGGAGAAACUUCACCCCUGGUUAAAUUUGGCCUUCCAUAAUGUUCUUUUUUUUUCCACAACGGCUUCAUUUCGCAACAUCUUCUGCUUUUUUUACUCUUUCAUACACUGCUGUUGACCGGCUGGAAAGUUGUUCAGUGAUGAUCUCCUAUUCAUUGAUUUCUAUGUUGGCUUCCCUUCCCUUUUGCAAGCAUCUUUAAAUGUUUUACAAAAUCUCAUUUCUUAUUUUACAUUUAUAGCCAGUUUGACAAUAAAAAUGGAGCUUUAUAUAAGUCUGUUGUCACUUUUAUUUACUAUCAUUCCUUGCUAGAAAAUAUUCACCUAAACGUUAAAAAAAUCUAAAUAGUAAUAAUUGUUCUUCAAAUAUAUGAUAUUUUAAAACUGAGGUUUUUUUUUGUUUUUUUUUUCAGUCUGGUUGGAUCUUCGUACUGCCUCAACUGUGGAACAGCUGAUCAAGAAAACACCUGGUCACAACAAAGAUUACCUAAGGGUAUUUACUUUAUUCAUUAUUCUGUUCUUGUUUGGUUAAUAUAUUACAUACAAAUUUGUCAAACAUUAGGCUGUGCAUAAGAAGAGCAAUAAAAAUCUAAUUCCGAAAAAAACAACAGAUAUUAAAAACGUCGUUCUUUUCAACUCGGUAACUAUUUGAUAUUAUUUGAUUAAUUUGUUAAGAUUCAGAUUUAUCUCGACACAAUUGUUGCUCAAAACUUUGUUCUCUUCCAGGCCUUGUGUGGUCUCCCUUUGGCCACCUACUUCAGUGCCUUAAAGCUUCGAUGGCUACUGGACAACUCUGAGGUAGUAAGGAAAGCCGUAGAAGAUGGCAGGUGUUUAUUUGGUACGGUGGACUCCUGGCUUCUCUGGGUGAGUGAUAUGCAGUGUGUUUCCAAGCCUUGUCCAGUAUGUUGUGACCAAUCCUGGCAAGUAUUGAAUAUAUUGACCCAUCAUUCUUAUGAUCUCCCACACCUUGGCUUAAGUGUUUUGAUUGAUUGGAAUAGGUUUCAAUAGUAUGUGUGUGUGUAUUGUAAUUGAUUUUAAUCCAAAAAAAAAAAUUUUUAUUAAGAGAUUAAAAUGUACAAUUGGUGUAAAUUGUAAGAGUAGAAGUACUGAGUGCUGGGUGGCUGAGUGGUCUAAACUGAGCCCAUCCAAGGUGGAUGGGAAUUGUUAGUCUUGGAUGGAAACUCAUCUCAGAUAAGGAUACUCUGAAUUCAAACCUGGAGAUGGCAUCCCAUAGGCGGCUAACUUUGAAACAAUGGACCAUUCCGAUAAUGCCUGUGACGCCAUUGCCAUCUCUGAGAGCGCUGUGAGCAUGCUAAAAUAGCAUGGAUACAAGCCCUAUACAAAUAUUCAAUCAAUCAAUCAAAAAAAGUAAUAAAGACAGUUGUUUAGAUGAAAUUGCAACAAAUUAGAAAAAAAGUAUUGUAGACAUAUAAAAAAAUCAUUAUUUCAUAACGCUCUGGUGAAAGUAACAGAAGUCGUAAACUUUAUUUAAAACAAAUUAUAUAUAUUUAUUUUAUUUUUUUUUAUAUCACAAGGAAAAAAUUUUUUAAACUGCCGGCAGGCUUCUUCUAAUUAUGAAAUUUUUGAUGAUCAGUUUAAUAGUUACCUCAAGAAAAUGGAAUUCAUGAAUUUGGCUAAGUUUUUUUUUUUUUUUUUUUUGCUAAUAAAUGUGUUGUGAGAAAAAAAAUUAUUGCAAAAGCACAAAUAUGCAUUAAAAAGGUGAUAGCAAUAGGCACUGUCAAUAAUAAAAGAUCUUCUAAUUAUGAAAUUUUUGAUGAUCAGUUUAAUAGUUACCUCAAGAAAAUGGAAUUCAUGAAUUUGGCUAAGUUUUUUUUUUUUUUUUUUUUGCUAAUAAAUGAGUUGUGAGAAAAAAAAUUAAUGCAAAAGCACAAAUAUGCAUUAAAAAGGUGAUAGCAAUAGGCACUGUCAUGAAUAAAAGGCAGAACGGGGGAUUAGUUCUGCCGCAGACAUGUAGAUUUGAGGGAAAAAAAUGUUUUUCCAGAACCUGACAGGUGGGCCAAAAGGUGGCCGCCACGUAACAGACGUGACCAACGCCAGCCGCACGAUGCUGAUGAACCUCGCCACUCUGGACUGGGAUGAUUAUUUAUGCAGGUAAAAAUAAGCUGUGUCACUGUAACUAAAAAUGGUUUUAAAAUAUAGUGUAAUGCUAAAUAAAAUGUAAUGCUAAACAAAGUGUUAUGCUAAGCAAAAUGCAAUGCUAAACAAAGUGUAAUACUAAACAAAAUGGAAUAAUAAACAAAGUGUAAUACUAAACAAAAUGUAAUGAUAAACAAAGUGUAAUGCUAAACAAAAUGGAAAUAAAAUGUUAAGAAUUAAAGUAAGUAAUAAGGUGGAGAGACUGCAUUCAGGUUAGGUAAAAGGGAAUGAGGGAAACAAAGUAUUCGGGAGAACCUGAAACAAAGGACAUGAUGCCACAAAACAAUGAACGUGUGGACAAGAAACCUUCUUCAGCGAACAAACAAGGGUAAAAACUAUGUAAACAAAUUUUUUUUGAAAAUAAAAACUUUGUGACAGUAUUUAAUUCAUUUAUUCCAUGAAAUAGCUUUGAGAUUAGAAUAAUUGGGCUGUCUUGAAGAAAAGCUUUUCCUUGUUUUUUCUAAUUGCUGCACUUGUUGACAUCCAUCCAUCCCUGUGGCGCUACAGCCCAUUUAGGGCUUUGGCCCACCUCACUACUUCCUUCCACUCAGACCUAACUAAUGCUUUUCUUUUCCAUUCUUGGAUUUUCAGUUGUUGUAGUUCUUUUUCCACAUGAUCCAUCCAUCCAUAUGGACAGGUUGACAUGUUAAAAAGUGCAUAGAUGGAUGGAUGGACUUGUUGACCAGGUCAACAUGUUUUGAUGAAAUUGUGUUGUUGGUUUUUCUUUUUUCUAAUACGAUAUUAAUUCAACUAAUGUUUGCCAGGCCUGUGAACUCUUCUAUAAGUUUGGUUGUGUGCCGAGAUAAUGUCUGUAGCUCAGUUGCGUGCUGAGUUAACGUCUGUAGUUCGGUUGUGUGCCGAGAUAAUGUUUAUAGCUGAUUGGUGUGCUGAAAUAUCAUCUAUACCUCAGCAGUGUGCUGACAUAAUGUCUAUAGUUCAGCUGUGGGCUGAGAUAAUGGAUCCUAUUUUUUUUAUGAUGACACAGUCCUUUCUUAUGUCCAGGUUUUUUGAUAUACCAAGGAAUAUAUUACCCAGCAUUCAUAGCUCAUCGGAAAUUUAUGGAGACUUAGCCAUCACAGCCUUAAAGGGAACCAAGAUAUCAGGGGUAUGAAGUAGUUAAAACUUUGACAUGGUUAAAUGAAAUGAUUAAUUGUCAAGCAAUGUACCGCUUUACUUGUUAGUAUGUUCUAAAUCGGCUCAACAUUCCAUCACUGAUUUUUGUUUAUUGUAAUUUUCUAGGCAUGUCUAAGAAAUACCAUACACUAAAUUCUUCUUCUCAACCCUUUCAAAAAUAUGAAAAUUUGAACUUUUAUUCCUAUACUAGUGUUAACAAUUAUAACAAAAAUUAAAACCAAGAAAACUAUGCUUUUUUUUUUUUAAACACUUAUGUCCCAUCCACAAAACUGAUAUGGCUGGAUAUAAAGUAUAAUUGUUUUAAUUCUUUUACGUGGCUUAAGAGGAUUACAACCAGCAAAAAAUAUUGCGCCUUAAACUUGUUCACAUUUUUCAGAUCCUAGGAGACCAGCAGGCAGCCCUGGUUGGGCAAAGCUGCUUCAAAGUUGGACAAGCCAAGAACACCUAUGGGACUGGCUGCUUCUUGUUGUAUAACACUGGCCUUACUGUAAUUAGUAAUAUUAUUAAUAUUUUUUAAUUUUUUUUUUUUUGUGAGAAUGCUCCUGGUUAUCAUAAUUUUUAUUUUACAGGCAUUUAAACUGCAAUGCUCAUUCAGAUUAAGGUUAUGAAUCAGAAGAACAUUUUUGCUUGGUUUCUUUAAACAUAGAAAUUUCAUACUUAACAUAUCACACUUAAUAUCACACAUAAACACUUUAUAUUAGACACUAGUUGACAUCAACUGGUGUAUGAUUAAAAAUAUGAAUUUGUUUUUUUUUAAAAUAACUUUUAUGAAAAGAAUAUUUUUUCACGAUAACAUUUUUUUUUGGGGGGGGAGGUGGGGGUAGUUUAAAUGAAGAAAGCUUCAACCUGUAAAAUCUUUCACAAAUUAAAGAAGAUCUUUCCAUGGGUCCCCCACAGCCUGUUGAAUCUAAGACUGGACUUUUGACCACUGUGGCCUACAAGCUGGGCAAGAACAAGCCUGCAGUGUAUGCCUUAGAGGUACAUCUUUCUUUGAGUAUUUUGAUUAACUUUGGUUCGAGUUACACAGCGCAAACUGUAAUAUGAUCACAGACUUAUGCGCUUGCGUCAGAUUUUUUUUUUUAAUGUAAUAAGUCCUGAGCACCAAACUCCUUUUAAACGUUGUUGUAAAAUGUUAAUUGUUAGAAAAGCACUUGUUAAAUUUUCAGAAUACCAAAGUUUCAUUCCACUUUAUCUACUCAACAUUAGUCCAACUUACAAGAAUGUGAACCAACCUGAAAAACCAUUCAUUUAGAUUUACUCAUAAAAAUGGAAAAAAAGAAAUAGAGUUGAAAAAAUUAUCGCUAUAUUGUUUUGCUGUAAAUCUAAAUAAUCUAAAUAAUUUUUAGAAAAAGGUAAAUCCCCCCCCAGGAUAAAUCUAUAAUUAAGAGAUGUUUAAAUUAAUUUUCAUUCUUACAUUUUCACCCAGCAAUACAUUUAUUAUUCUAUCACCCCCCCCCCCACCCCCUGAAACCCCUUUCUCUCAGGGUGCUAUAGCUAUUGCUGGAGCUUGUGUUGCAUGGCUUAGAGACAACCUUGGAAUCAUUUCAACCUCAUCUGAAAUAGGUAAAAAAAACAAAACAACACUCUACAGAUGCACUGACCAUUGCAGGGGUUUUAAUUUUUUUGUCAGGUCAGGUUUUUUUAAAACCGUUUCUCAUUUUUGAAGAGCAGCCUUCGUGUUAAGAUCAGUCCGACUGAUGUAGUGUUAAGAUUGGUCCCAUAGACUUAGUGUUAAGAUUGCUUUUUGCAGACUCAGUGUUAACCUAGGUCUCACAGUCUUAGUGUUAAGAUUAGUCCCACACACGUAGUGUUAAGAUUGGUCCCACAGACUUAGUGUUAAGAUAUGUUUAACAGAGUCAGUCUUAAGAUAGGUCCCUCAGACUUAGUGUUAAGAUUAGUCCCGCACACGUAGUGUUAAGAUUGGUCCCACAGACUUAGUGCUAAGAUUGUUCCCACAGUUUUAGUAUUAAAAUUUGUCCCAUGAAAUUCGAUCUUUAUUCGUGCUAACUUUUGCUUAAACUUGCGAGAAAUUCUGUUUGGAAUAAUUACAUGACUUGAGAAAAUGGGAUUCCAUUUACACACUAUUGUUUCCUGCUGAAAAGCACUUCAUUUCUUUUACUUUUCAUAACUUUCUGCUUCAUAACAACUUGUACGAAUAUUGAAUAAAAGCUAACAGGUUCCUCUUAGUAUUUAACAAGGUUAAAGAAAGUAUACGACUCGCAAAAUUUUGGUAUUGCAUGACAUCCUGCAGCCUUUUCUUUAAGAGCCACAUUUUAACAUGUUAAAUAGAUUCAACAGCAUGUCUGCUAAUUAUCAACACUUUUACUCUCAGAACAACUGGCCUCUGAAGUGGACAGCACACAUGGAUGCUGCUUCGUACCAGCUUUCUCUGGUCUGUUUUGUCCAUACUGGCAAAAUGAUGCGAGAGGGUAGGGUCAUUUUAUCAGCCAUAGUUUCUUUUGUUUUUGUCAAACAAUGAGUUUAAGAAAGUACACUGCAUUGAAAUGUUUAGCCUAGUUUUUUUUUUAAUGAAAUGUUUAGCCAAGUUUAUGCUAUGAAAUGUUUUAGCCAAGUUUAUGUUAUGAAAUGUUUAGCCAAGUUUAUGUUAUGAAAUGUUUUAGCCAAGUUUAUUUUAUGAAAUUUUUUAGCCAAGUUUAUGUUAUGAAAUGUUUUUGUUUAUGCAAUAUUUGACAGAAUCAUCUGUGGAUUGACCCAGUUCACCAACAAGAAACAUAUUGCCAGGGCUGCCCUUGAGGCUGUCUGUUUCCAGACAAAGGAGGUAAUUUUGUCAUUUUAAAAUAAAAAAAUUUUCUCUGCUAAUUUACCAAAGCGCAAAUGGAUCUGUCAGCUACUUUUCUCAUGGAAGCAAAAUUUACACUGUUGGCGUAGACAGAAGGUCAGGAAAAAUGUAAAGCCUGUCAAAGAAGAGCUGACAACGUUAAGGGUGGGAAGCUGUAAAGGUGAAAGGUCAACUGUGGUGAUGUCCUUACCCUUGACAUUGGUUAGGGAUGGCUAAGGCUUUAAAGGGUUUAAACAGUACAUUUGGAUUUUUUAAAUAAUACUUAUGGUUGAAUACAAUUCAUUUAAUAAACCAGGAGUUAGUUGUUCUAAAAACAUUAUUAUUAUUUUUUUUUAAAAAUUAUUUAGCUGCUGGAUGCCAUGAACAAAGACAGUGGCCUUGACCUCACCAGUGUUAAGGUAGACGGGGGAAUGACUGGUAACUCUUUGCUCAUGCAGAUACAGGCAGACAUUCUUGGGAUCAAAGUGGGUAAGUUGAUUGUCCUGAUGUCAUGUGCAGUCCAUCUCUUUCAUUCCUUAGAUGGUGCUUAUGUUUUUUUCUACAUAUCAAUGUAUGAUGUCAUCUCAUAUACAGUCAAUUUUAUGUGAUUGUGCUUAUGUGUGAUGCUACUUACAAAAAGUGUGAUGUCAUAAGUUCACAAAAAUGAUCUAUGAUUGCACUUGGGGUGCCCACCAAGGGUUAAAAAAAAAUCCAUUCAGCAUGUUAAAAAUUAAAUCUUUAAACAUUCCAUUUCUUAUGGUCGUUAAACAUGCAAGUGAAAACAUAAAAAAUUAAAUUCUUUAUAGAAGGAGCUUUGAAUUUUUCCUAUUGUUGUAAUUUAUAUAGGAAAUAAUUAAUAUUGUAUUCUAUUAAAUUUCUGGCUAGUUCUUUUGUGUGACAUAUUUGAAGUAAUUCUAAGUUCAUGCACUAGACCGAUGUUUUCCAACAUGGGACCCACGCCCCACAGGGGGGCAAUUUGAUUUUUCAGGGGGGCAAUUGAAAAAUGAGCUGUCUAAAAGUUGAAAACCAACCAUCUACUAUGAUUUAACUUUAUGUUAAAAGGAGAAUCGUUAAAGUCUCAAUUUGAAAUAAGCGUUAAUUAAAAGUGAAUUUCAGUUCUCCAUUAUAUGUUUUGAAAAUUUUCUUACUACGUUUCCUCACCGAUUUCCUAGUGAUUUCUUCCUAAAACCUAUCAUUGAAGUUUCUUCAGGGAACAACCCUAUUUUUGGAUAUUAAAAAUUAUGUAUAUGAUACAUGGGGGGAGGCAUAAGAAUUUUAGAAAGGCUUCAGUGGGGCAUGGCACAAAAAAAGCUUGGGAAACACUGCACUAGACAGUGUGGACAAUAAUGAAAGGACUGCUGAAAAAUAAGUUUCCUUUUGUUUUUUCAGUGCAUGUAAACUUUGUUUUAUGUUGUAUACAUGACUGCUGUCCCUUAACUACAAGACUGCUGUCUUUUACCUACAAGACUGCUGUCCAUUAAUUACAAGACUGCUGUCCAAUAAUUACGAGCAAUGCUUAUUGGAAUGUUUUUUUUUAUUAAAGUGAGGCCAUCCAUGACUGAGACGACUGCCCUUGGGGCAGCAAUGGCUGCUGGAGCUGCCCACGGCAUCGACGUCUGGACAAACUUAGAAGGAGAUAAUCAGAGUACAAUCACAUGUGAUGUCUUUGAGCCGACGAUCACUUCCCAAGGUCAGUCCCGAUGCCACCGUUAAUUUAAAGUAAUUAAAGGGUCCAAAAAUUAAUUGUGGCCAAAAAGUAAAUAACACUACAAGACACUACAAGACACUACAAGACACUGCAAGACACCGCAAGACACCACAAGACACUACAAGACACUACAAGACACUACAAGACACCACAAGACACCACAAGACACCACAAGACACCACAAGACACCACAAGACACUACAAGACACUACAAGACACCACAAGACACCACAAGACACUACAAGACACGUGUUGUUGGUUUUUAGACAAUUAGGAUGAUAAUUAAUUUUAGAAGAGGGUGAAGGUUGAAGUGGUUUCAAAUUCAGUGUAAAAGCUUAUUAUAGAUUGUUUAAUAUUACUCAAAUUUAUUUUCUUAUACUUUGUAGAAAGUGUUGAAUGGACCAUGUAAUAAUUAAAAAAUAAUAAUCUUCUCAAAUUCCGAAAAUUGUUAGUUGGAAAUCAGUUCUUGCACGAGUUGUUUUGUUUUAAAUUUUCUUCCCAAAACAUAGAACGUUCAGAGCGACUGGCCAAAUGGAAGUCCGCUGUUAGCAGGAGUAUGCACUGGGAGACUUCUGGAAGAUCACCACGUAAAUUAAUUUUUUUUAUCAUAAAAGACAAAUUAUGUUUUGAUGUCAUAUGAUUUUUGACAUCAAAGACCACUUUAUGUUUUAAUGUGAUAACUUUUGAUAACAGUUGGUCAAUAAGAAAGCUAUAACUAACCGAUUAGCUGCACUGUACUUUAGGUGUGUCAUGAGUAAACUGCUGUACCUUCAAGUAGUUUCUUAAGUAAACUUUUGUACCUUCCAGGUGUGUCGUAAGUAAACUUUUGUACCUUCCAGGUGUGUCAUAAGUAAACUUUUGUACCUUCCAGGUGUGUCAUAAGUAAACUUUUGUACCUUCCAGGUGUGUCAUAAAUAAACUUUUGCACCUUCCAGGUAUGUCCUCGGGUUUCUGGGAUGUGUUGGCACCUGGCCUGUUCAUGUGGACAAGUUUUGGUUUAAUCAUCGUAGCUCACCUGGCAGCACUGACCCUCAGGAGGUAAACGUUGGGACGUUCUGGCCAUCGGAAGAAAAUAACCUGUGACCUGUAUACCAUGAUAGAGUAUAACCUGUGACCUAGUUAGUUAUGAUGCCAUGGUUCCCAAACCUUUUGGUACAUGACGCCCCCCCCCCCCCCCCCCCAAAACAACAAAAUAUUUUUUUCUCAAUCUAGUCAGUUUAGAAGAAAAUAAUUUUUUAUCUUAAAGUUAUCUAGUGUAACUUUUUAAAAUUAGGUUUAUAUCAGUAAUGUGUUAACUAAAAAUUUUUUUUUUUGCUUAUCACUUGAUAUAAAAAAAUCUCUCUUGUAAUUUACCCUCAGCUGCUCUAAGAAUAUCUUGUUUUUUUUUCAAACCGUAAUUUCAGGUUUAAUUCUAACAAUAUUAAACAAAGCAGCAUAAUACAUCUUACCGUAUAUUCCCAUGAAUAAUUAAACCCAUUAUGAGACUCAAACAAUGUGUACAUCACAUGGGAAUAAAUGGCGGCAGACAUGGCUGGAAUGUUUCAAUAUUCUGUUUAAAAAAAAUUAUGUUUAAUUUAAACUGAAACUCAAGUUCCAUACAAAAACUUAAGGAUGUUUUGAUUUCUUAUUCUUGUUCCUC
This is a messenger RNA of Lymnaea stagnalis (great pond snail), 15750 nucleotides long. Lineage: Eukaryota; Metazoa; Mollusca; Gastropoda; Lymnaeidae. The record is from the annotation of a GenBank genome assembly.